This is a messenger RNA of Ramularia collo-cygni, 1110 nucleotides long. Its product is annotated as probable isocitrate dehydrogenase [NAD] subunit 1, mitochondrial precursor. The transcript is spliced from 4 exons. Gene Ontology annotation, biological process: tricarboxylic acid cycle; isocitrate metabolic process. The coding region runs from base 1 to 1110 and encodes 369 amino acids. Gene Ontology annotation, cellular component: mitochondrion. The record is from RefSeq and is a predicted model, not a curated record. NCBI's taxonomy places the organism in Eukaryota, Fungi, Ascomycota, Dothideomycetes, Mycosphaerellales, Mycosphaerellaceae. Gene Ontology annotation, molecular function: isocitrate dehydrogenase (NAD+) activity; NAD binding; magnesium ion binding.
AUGUUCGCUAGACGGGCCCUCCAGACGCUCCCCUCCAAGAGGUCAUAUGCCACCAUCCAGUCGGACAUUUUCAAGCCCACCAAGUUUGGUGGCAAGUACACCGUCACUCUGAUUCCAGGUGACGGAAUUGGUGCCGAGGUCUCUGAAUCAGUAAAGACCAUCUUCAAGGCCGACAAUGUACCCGUCGAGUGGGAACAGAUUGACGUGUCCGGCAUGGAGCACGGCGGCAAGCACUCCGAGGAGCUCUUCYGCGAGUCGAUCGCGUCGCUGAAGCGCAACAAGCUCGGACUGAAGGGAAUCCUACACACACCUGUCCACCGCUCCGGCCACCAGUCUUUCAACGUUGCCCUGCGACAGGAACUCGACAUCUACGCUUCGAUUGUCCUCAUCAAGAACAUCCCCGGCUACGAGACUCGUCACAAGAACGUCGACUUGUGCAUCAUCCGUGAGAACACUGAGGGAGAGUACUCUGGUCUCGAGCAUCAGUCCGUGCCCGGUGUCGUCGAGAGCUUGAAGAUCAUCACCCGCGCCAAGUCGGAGCGUAUCGCCAAGUUUGCCUUUUCUUUCGCCCUCGCCAACAACCGCCGCAAGGUCACUUGCAUUCACAAGGCCAACAUCAUGAAGCUCGCUGAUGGUCUGUUCCGCAACACCGUCCGCAAGAUUGGCGAGGAGUACCCCACGAUUGAGACCAACGACAUGAUUGUCGACAACGCCUCCAUGCAAUGUGUCUCCAAGCCCCAGCAAUUCGAUGUGAUGGUCAUGCCCAACUUGUAUGGUGGUAUUCUCUCCAACAUUGGCGCUGGUCUAGUUGGUGGUCCAGGCAUUGUACCUGGCUGCAACAUGGGUCGUGAGGUUGCCGUUUUCGAGCCAGGCUGCCGUCACGUCGGUCUUGACAUUCAGGGCAAAGACCAGGCAAACCCCACCGCGCUUAUCCUAUCCGGAUCGAUGAUGUUGAGACAUCUUGGACUUGACGACCACGCCAACCGCAUCUCCAAGGCCGUAUACGAUGUCAUUGCCGAGGGCAAGACACGAACACGCGAUAUGGGCGGUAUGAGCACGACUCACGAAUUCACGCGCGCCGUGUUGGACCACAUGGAGGCUUCAGGAUAG